Molecule: messenger RNA, 699 nt
Organism: Mytilus californianus (California mussel)
Lineage: Eukaryota; Metazoa; Mollusca; Bivalvia; Mytilida; Mytilidae
Product: perlucin-like
Exons: 5
Coding region: 164-589 (141 amino acids)
Source: RefSeq, a predicted model, not a curated record
UUUUCCUUAAUGUUUUGUGAAGAAUCGCUCCCUAGUAUUUGCAUGAAUUACAUAUGUUAAAAAAGUGGUCUAACUGACAAACGUUUUCAUCUAACAAGACUAGUUAAUAUUUUGAUUAAUUUCAGACAGUAUAAAUGCAGCAUGUCCUCAGAGAUGGACCCACAUGGGCGACUCAUGUUAUUUCUUUAAUGGCGACAAAAUGACAUGGCAUGAUGCUAUGGAGUGGUGUACAUCUAAGGGCGGAUAUCUGGCUGAAAUAAACAAUAAACAGGAAAGCGACCAGCUCGAAAAAGUAGCAGCUAGUUGGCAUUUGGGAAACAUUACACAAUAUGAAUUUUAUUGGUUAGGAGCUCAUGAUGAACAAACAGAGGGUGUCUGGGUUUGGGAAACUAGUCAGAAAAGUCUUUCUUAUACCGACUGGUAUCCAGGUGAACCAAAUAGUUAUGCUGGGCACGAAGAAGAUUGUUUAGCCCUUUUCAGUCUCACAAGAUUUCACUGGGUAGACUAUGAAUGUCAUAAAUUGACAAAUUUUAUUUGUGAAAGUCCCUUCUUAGAGACAUCGACAAUGGCGUCAACAGAAGGCAAUUAAAAUAUAAUCCAAUCUUGUUGCUCAGUCUUUAGUUUUAAUGUAGUGUUUUGUAGACUGGCUUUUUUAUUACAUUCCUCGGCUAUGUACAUGUAUAUAGUUUAGUUGAAGUA